AUGUGUAGAAUGUCACUAUCGAUAUUCGCAGACUGCCCCGGUCAGGCAAUUCCUGAGCCAGAGAUCAGCAUGGACGAUCAGACGACCCCAAGUUCCGGCGAAGCCAGCGAGAAUACGCCCCUCCUCCCACCUGCCACCUCUCCCACAUCGACACGACCAAAGACGGCCCGGAAUGUUACAUUCCACCAGAAUCCUGUGUCCAAGACGAUAGAACCAGAACCAGCUCAGCCGCGCCCCCGACACUCCCACUCUUUCCACCUCGCCACUGCCUCCCCGGGCCAGAGCUCGGCCAUCUCCUCCAUCAACAACAAGCUGCGCAGGAGAAACAGCCAUGGCUCCCCUUCCAACACCCUCCCUCUCCCGCUACCGCCCAAGAUUGGUCCUCAGCGAAGCACGAAGAACGCACAGAAGCUCAAGCUCCUGCCCAACCCCGAACCCGGCGAGGAGGACGAGGAGAGCGGCCGAGACGUCUACUCCCAGUACACCCGCAUCAAGGACCCCACGGCCCGGCGCGACGCGGCACGUCUGGGCAAGGCCGACCGCGAACGCCUGCCGCGGGUCACGGCCUACAGCACGGCGAACAAGUACGAGAUGGAGGGCCUCAUGCGGUUCAUGAAGGGCCGCGGCAAGUCACGGGGCGCCAACCCGAAACUCAUCGACGAGUGCCUCUACUCGGCGUACACCUACAGCCACAGCGUCGAGAACAGGCGUGACCGCCGCGUCGGCGCACAGCCGAACCCCGUCCAGGCAUACGAGCGGCGCCAUUCGACGGGCGACUUUUCCGAAGGUUUCGAGCGGCAGGGCCUCCUCGACCUCGCCGCGCAGGGCCCGCAGGACUCGGGCUUCGAGGAAGGGUUCCUGCACGACGGCGCCCACGACAUUGAGGCGCCGAUCGAGAACAGCCAGGACUUCGACACGGAGAUACACACGCCCGAGGUGUUUCUCUUUGAGUACGGCGUCGUCGUGAUAUGGGGCAUGACGCUCGACCAGGAGAAGCGCUUCCUGAAGGAGAUCUCCAAGUUUGAGACGGAGAAGCUGGCGCCGGACGAUGUCGAGGCCGAGUUCUUCAACUUUUACUACACGCGGGAGUACCAGGCCCGCAUCUACAACGACUUUAUCACGCUGCGGGACAAGAACAACUACAUGACCAAGCUGGCCAUCUCGCACGCGCUCGCGCAGAGCGUCAAGACGUCCCUGUUCGAAGAGUUGAUCGCCUCAACGGUCGAGACGUGCAAGGACAUUCCUACGCAGAUUGCCAACACGGGCAAAAUCGACCUGAGCCGCAAGCAGAUCAACAUGCAGAUCGGCGAGCUCUUCAUCCUGCGCAUCAACAUCCACCUGAACGGCUCCGUCCUCGACACGCCCGAACUCUUCUGGGUCGAGCCGCAGCUGGAACCCGUCUACCAGGCCGUGCGAAGUUACCUCGAGAUGGACCAGCGCGUCGGCCUGCUGACGGAGAGGCUGGACGUCAUUGCCGACCUGCUGGCCGUCUUGAAGGGAGAGCUGAGUCACGGCCACGGCGAGAAGCUCGAGUGGAUCGUAAUCGUACUGAUCGCGGCUGAGAUUGUCGUCGCGGCGAUCAACAUUGUGGUGGAUCUGUACGCCGGGGAGUGA
Molecule: messenger RNA, 1614 nt
Organism: Verticillium dahliae VdLs.17
Lineage: Eukaryota; Fungi; Ascomycota; Sordariomycetes; Glomerellales; Plectosphaerellaceae
Product: sporulation protein RMD1
Exons: 4
Coding region: 1-1614 (537 amino acids)
Source: RefSeq, a predicted model, not a curated record